Molecule: messenger RNA, 840 nt
Organism: Serpula lacrymans var. lacrymans S7.9
Lineage: Eukaryota; Fungi; Basidiomycota; Agaricomycetes; Boletales; Serpulaceae
Exons: 3
Coding region: 1-840 (279 amino acids)
Molecular function (GO): nucleic acid binding; zinc ion binding
Source: RefSeq, a predicted model, not a curated record
AUGUUGUCGCAAAGUCAACCAACCUAUGUCAAUGCUCUGUUGCACAGUAUGCGUGCACAGAUCUUGGCGUUAACCACGCAACUCGCCGAGCUACAGGCACAUCCCCCUGCAGCAACCCCCUUGUUGGAAAAGAAAUUCAACAAGAAAGUGGAAGUCGUCGCUGACCCCGGCGCCUUCGAUGGAGAAAGAGCGCAAUUUGCCGAAUGGUGGAUCAAACUCCAGAUUUGGGUCAAGGCAAAUUGGGAUGCAUUUGCCGAUGACUUUGAGGAAUGCUACACCGCGGGAGUGUGGCCUGUCUGGGAUGAUCUCAAAGUUGAGAUCAAAAAGUAUUUCAAACCACAAGCUGAGCGUGACUGGGAGCAUCAGCAGAUCCGUACCUUCAAGCAAGGAAACAUGAGGACGGAUGAUUUCGUAACCCGGGCCACAGAGCUCUACAAAAUACAUCAAGGUGGCGGGACCACCACCAAAAACAACUAUUCCCAGAGGAGCCCUGGGUCAUCAAACCAAAAACAAAAUCACUCUCACGGGUUCCAACCAUUUGGGUUGCAACCAGGGCGGGGAGCUCCUAUGGAUAUCAGUGCGGUCCAGGGCGGACAGACACACAGAUUCACUUGCUACAACUGUGGCGAGGAGGGGCACAUAGCCCAAAAGUGUCCAAACGGAGCGCAGGCAGCUCAACAACAAAAUAACCAAGGGCGCCAGGCGCGCCAAUUAGAAGCUGAGAAGCCGGACAAUCGGCUCAAUACUCUGGCUGGUUGUUCUUAUGACGAGAUCCGGGCCUUUUUCUAUGACCAGCAGGUCAACGAGACAAAGGCUCAGGGAAAAGAGUUCGGAGCUUAG